UGUUGGUGAUUUUAAAUAAAGUUAUUUGGAUUCAAACAACAUGGCGGCUUGCUGUGGUCUGCCCAUGCUGCUGGACUGAGGAUGUGAAAGCAGCAGUAAAUUUAGAAAAAGAAAAGAAAGAAAAAGGGAUUCUCUGCGUUAACAAUCAGAGCAGGCAUGGCCACUCCAGGGAAGCCAACUAAAAAGGAAUUGAAAAAACACAUUCCAACUAAAACCUCCUUCGUCUCACCCUUGACCCCAACAUGGAGACCUCUCCCCCAACAGGACAUGCACUUCAUCCUGAAAACUCUGAAGGACAAACUGAUCUCUGUGGGUCUUGAGAAAAAAGAAGUGAAAGUGUUUCGCCCGUGGAAGAAAAAGAAAGACCAGAAACCUCCUGCCGCCCCAUCAGAACCAGCUGUUCCCCAGGUGCAGGAUUCUCCCCAGAACGGCUGGACAGUUGUGGCGGCCAGGCGGCAGCUGGCCAUCGGCAUCAACGAGGUCACCAAGGCUCUGGAGAGAAACGAGCUCAAACUGGUGCUGGUGUGUAAGUCUGUCAAACCCAAACACAUGACGAGUCACCUGAUAGCUCUGAGUGUGAUGAGAGGCGUGCCGGCCUGCCAGGUGCCUCGCCUGAACCAGAACCUGUCUGAGCCGCUGGGACUGAAAAGUGUCCUCGCGCUGGGAUUCAGGCGCUGCGCCUCCACAGACGAGGAGGUCUUCACUGACACCGUUGACGCCAUUAAACCCAGAGUGCCCUCACUGGAUGUUGCAUGGCUACCAGGUGCAGCCCCCACAGUAACACCCGAGGACCCUGCUCACAUGGAGGUGGAGGUGGAGGAGGAGGAGGAGGCUGGAGAGAAGAGAGGCCAGAAAAGGAAACUGGAGAGUGAAUCAAAGGAGAUUACAGAGUCUUCCUCCUCCUGCUCUCUGCAGCCUCUCAAAGUGAAGAAAGUGGUCACUAAUCCUGCAAGGAAAGCAAAAAAGAAGGUUAAGACGUAGCCUGUCACAUUAGAGAGGAACUCUGCCUAGAUAUUUAAAGGACCAUUCUUAUGUUUUUGCAUGUUUUAGCUAAGUGGGUCCCAAUGUUUUUGGCUUGAGACCACUUUGAGACAAGGUGCACUGGUGAUGACAGUGUGGAUUUGGAUGAUUUGGAGGAAUUUUUAGACGCCUGAAGAGGCAUAUCAUAUUGUGAUGUUUCAGAUUCAUCUUGGGAACUCUCCUGACUCCAGUGUUUGUGUUUCUGAUAUUUCAAGCAGCCAUGCAACUCAGUUGGCUGACUUGUUUGAGAUAGACAGUCCAUUACAGCAAAUUAGAGCUGAAACUUCUUUGUCAUAUUUGAGAGGCUACUGAAUAUUUUUAGGUUUUGGACUGAUGGCUGUACAAAACAAGCUAUUUGAAAAUGUCUAAAUGGGCUUUGAGGAGUAUCGGUUGGCAUCUUCAGUUGUGGUAUCAUUGCAUGGUUCAGUUGACUGACAUGCAAAGUUACCAAUGCAUUACUACAGGAAAAAUAUGAAUUUAAUUUAGCCAAAAUAGUUAAACUUCGUAAGGACCAUGUAUGAUUUUAUUAAUUUAGUUUAUUAUUUAUCAAAAUAUGAUGUCAUUGGCCAGACACAGGCAUAACACUGGACUUUUACAUCUAUGUUGUUGUGUCUAAGAUGAUUUUUGGUAAAUGUGACAUGAGUUGAAACAAACAUUCCUGAUCCAGUUUGUAAUGAACACACCGUUAAGAAGAAGUGCAUCACUCUUGUUCCUUUUUAAAGUGAGUUUAUUCAAUCAAACAUCCAUGCUGGUAUAGCUGACGUGUGUGUUGAAACAGAUUGUUAUUUGCAUGGGGUCAUGUCUAAAUGAUGCUGGUACAAGUUCUUCAGCUUUUUCACAGCUUACAAUGGAUCUGAAUAAAAAUAUUGUUCUUCA
This is a messenger RNA of Lates calcarifer (barramundi perch), 1896 nucleotides long. RefSeq names its product ribonuclease P/MRP 38 subunit (gene rpp38). Gene Ontology annotation, molecular function: ribonuclease P activity; ribonuclease P RNA binding. The transcript has 2 exons. NCBI's taxonomy places the organism in Eukaryota, Metazoa, Chordata, Actinopteri, Centropomidae. The record is from RefSeq and is a predicted model, not a curated record. The coding region runs from base 157 to 981 and encodes 274 amino acids. Gene Ontology annotation, biological process: tRNA 5'-leader removal. Gene Ontology annotation, cellular component: ribonuclease MRP complex; fibrillar center; nucleolar ribonuclease P complex.